AUGCCCAGAUCAAAGCGUGCGAAAGUUGUGCACCUCUCGAAGACAAAGAAGAAAGGAAAGGAGCUCACACUAAGACUUUACGCCUCUAUCCAAGAAAACAUCCCUAAAUACUCGUACAUCUAUGUAUUUCGCGUCAAUAAUAUGCGCAACACCUACUUAAAACAUGUCCGAAAUGAGCUCGCUGACAGCCGCCAACUCACCCUGACUAAACCCUCCUCUCCGCACAGACUCUUCUUCGGCAAAACCAAAGUAAUGGCUAUCGCGCUUGGCCUUAACGAAGGAACCGAGCCUUACCCCAAUACCUCCCUCCUCUCGCCCCACCUCCACGGGAAUGUUGGUCUCCUAUUCUCCCCUCGCCCCGUCCCUGACAUCCUUGCCUAUUUCACGACCUUCCAGCCUUCAGACUACGCGCGCUCUGGAACUGUUGCACCUAGAAGCUUCGUUAUUCCACCUGGCAUGGUCUAUUCCCGAGGAGGAGAGGUGUCGGAGGAGGAAGAUGUCCCAUUAGCGCAUUCAAUUGAGCCGACACUAAGGAAAUUAGGGGUGCCGACGAGAUUGAUCAAAGGGAAGGUGGCACUAGAAAGUGAAUUUGAGGUAUGUAGAGAGGGAGAGGUGCUGGGGAGUGGACAGACAAGUUUGUUAAAGAUUUUUGGGGUUGCGAUGGCGGAGUUUCGAGUGCAGAUUGUGGCCUGCUAUAACAGAGAAAACGAAAGUGUAGAGGCAUUUGCGCGGCAUCCGGAUGAGGAUGCGGAUAUAGAUGAAGAAAUGGAAGACGGGGCGAAUAUAGAGCUAGACGAAUUUGUUGGGUUCGAGGGAUGA
Bacidia gigantensis is the source of this 819-nucleotide messenger RNA. RefSeq lists its product as uncharacterized. Lineage: Eukaryota; Fungi; Ascomycota; Lecanoromycetes; Lecanorales; Ramalinaceae. Gene Ontology annotation, molecular function: RNA binding. Bases 1 to 819 code for a protein of 272 amino acids. Gene Ontology annotation, cellular component: nucleolus; preribosome, large subunit precursor. Gene Ontology annotation, biological process: rRNA processing; nuclear-transcribed mRNA catabolic process; ribosomal large subunit assembly. The record is from RefSeq and is a predicted model, not a curated record. The transcript has 2 exons.